AUAUUAUAGCACCAUGUUUUGGACCGCCUAUUAUCAUUGAAGGUCGAUCUCUACCAGCGCUUGCCAACUAAUGAAGCCAGCUUGUUUACUUGUAGCAGGCAUUUUACUAGCAAUUGCCUCGGCGGAUGAACACAACCAUGUGUACGAACCGAAUGAAGAAGUCGUAGUGUGGAUGAACACUAUUGGGCCAAUGAAUAACUGGCAAGAAACCUAUGACUAUUAUCAAUUGCCAUUUUGCCAUGGAGACAGCCCUGUACAGCAUCACCACGAAACGUUGGGUGAAGCACUUCAGGGCAUGGACUUGAUCAACUCAGGCAUCCCCAUGUCGUACCUAGUCCCUGCACGAGACGAGCCAAUAUGUACUGCGACACUUCAACACAGAGACAUUGACUUGUUCCGAUAUGCCAUUGCAAACAAGUAUUGGUAUCAAAUGUUCAUUGAUGACCUGCCUUUAUGGGGUCGCGUCGGAAGGAUGGUUGAUAACGAGAUUGACUCGGAACAGGGCAAUGCGGAUACAGACGAUGAUGGCGCACCAGCAGAAUAUAUUUAUACACACAAGAUAUUCACUAUCGGUUACAACGAAGACAGAAUCAUUGAGAUUAACUUGACAGACUCAAACCCCAUACGGCUGGAUCCCUCAGCUUCAAGUGUGGAAUUGGAAUUCAGUUAUUCAGUGGAAUGGGUUCCACAAGAUAAAGACUUCAAAGAUCGUUUCAACCGGUUUUUGGACGCUGAUUUCUUCGAACACAAGGUUCACUGGUUCUCCAUUUUAAGUUCUUUCAUGAUGGUCUUGUUCUUGACCGGUCUGGUGGCCAUCAUCCUACUAAGAACAAUCAAGCGCGACUUCACUCGAUAUGAUAAGGAGGAUGGGCUAGGCGACUUUGAUAGAGAUAUUGGAGAAGAUUACGGGUGGAAACAACUGCACGGCGAUGUUUUCCGACAACCUCCUAAGCUGAUGCUCUUGUCGUCGUUGAUUGGUGUUGGAAAUCAGUUAAUGAUACUAUCGGCUGUUGUGAUUCUCUAUACCAUUGUAGGCGAUCUAUACGUUGAACGAGCCACCAUUUUGACCGCAACCAUUUUCUUGUAUGCAUUGACUUCAGGAGUAGCCGGAUAUACAAGUGCUAGUUACUAUGCUAAGAACGGCGGCAAAGAUUGGAUUCGCAAUGUCAUGCUUACUGCAAGUUUAUGGCCUGGUGCGGUUGCUAGCGUUGGAGGAUUCGUGAAUGCCGUUGCUAUCUAUUAUUCCAGCUCUCGAGCCAUUGCUUUUAGUGUGAUUUUGGCUAUGUUGGCUAUUUGGGUUUUCCUUUGCUUCCCAUUGACCUUGCUUGGCGCUAUUGUUGGUAAAAACUGGGCUGGACAACCCGAUUUCCCUUGCCGUGUCAAUCCCAUUCCUAGACCCAUCCCUGAGAAAUUGUGGUAUUUCGAACCGCUCGUCGUCAUUGCCCUGGGUGGUAUUUUGCCUUUCGGCUCCAUUUUCAUCGAGAUGUACUUUAUCUUUACGUCGUUCUGGACCUACAAGAUCUACUAUGUCUAUGGUUUUAUGUUCCUCGUAUUUGGAAUUUUGCUCAUUGUUACAGCUUGCGUCACCAUUGUCAGUACCUACUUCUUGCUGAAUUCAGAAGACCACCGCUGGCAUUGGAUGAGUUUCUUGACCUGUGCUUCAACCAGCGCCUACAUCUACAUCUAUGCCACCUACUAUUUCUUUAGCAGGACAAGAAUGACUGGCUUGUUCCAAGCUAGCUUCUACUUUGGAUAUACAGGCUUGGUGUGUCUUGGCAUGUUUUGCUUGCUAGGUGCCGUGGGACAUUGGGCGACAUCGCAGUUUGUUCGCAAGAUAUAUCAGAACGUGAAGAUUGACUAAAUAAUAUACAUUGGUCGCUCUUCUCCUUUAUUCACUACAUUUCAUAUUUUUCUUCUUUUCCGACUAAUCGUCACAUCUUUCUCGAGCUUAACCUGUACUAGUGCCCAAAUCAUGUAGCAUAAUCAUCCAAAUCAUACAAUAUAGGUAGGGUAGGAUAUAUACAUAGCCCAGUUGCUAUCUAGACAACC
Messenger RNA from Umbelopsis ramanniana AG, 2049 nucleotides. RefSeq lists its product as uncharacterized. Gene Ontology annotation, biological process: protein localization to membrane. Gene Ontology annotation, cellular component: membrane. The record is from RefSeq and is a predicted model, not a curated record. The coding region runs from base 71 to 1861 and encodes 596 amino acids. The transcript has 9 exons. Lineage: Eukaryota; Fungi; Mucoromycota; Umbelopsidomycetes; Umbelopsidales; Umbelopsidaceae.